Paramecium pentaurelia is the source of this 1975-nucleotide messenger RNA. Lineage: Eukaryota; Ciliophora; Oligohymenophorea; Peniculida; Parameciidae. The record is from the annotation of a GenBank genome assembly.
AUGUUGCAUAAUCUUUCAACAUCUCCUAGAUGUCCUUUUAAAUUUCCCACUGAGCAUAGAAAAUAAGAUAGUAAAAGUAUGACUUUUAGAGAUUUUAUUCAAAUGCAAUAAACCAAAGAUGAGAUGAAAUUCUAAUGUUCAGGACGAUUGUCACCAUUAUAGGGCUCUCCUAUAAACUCAAAAAAGGAAAGAUGGGAAAAAUAGUUAAGUACUCAUUUACGCUAGAACCAAUAGAAUGAAUUAUUAAUAAAGCAUUCAUCUUAAUGUCAAAUAGCAAUGAAAGACUUUGUAAAUAAAACAAAGAAUUUUCGAAGUCAAGAAUAAUCUCCUAUUAAAACAACAUAUCAAUUACCAAUGAUAGGUGAUUCACAAGAUAUUGUACUUCCAAAUACUCCUGUUCAUUUUAAAUUUACUCCCGUAUAACCAAAAACUAAGGCAUCAAAUUAUAUUGGGUUAAGAAAUGUACAAGAUCAACUUGAACAAUUAAAAAAACCUAAAAUAUAAUUUAGUCACAGAGAAAUUAAAUAAUAACCAAUGACUUAGACAGAAAUUAUUAGUAAAUUCUUUGAAACCAAAUUUUAGAGGAUAAUAAAAACUUAGAUAAAAUAAUAUGGUAGUAAUGAACUACUUGAUUAACAUUCAGAAACACUUUAUUUACGUAUUAUUCAAGAUAGAUAAUUAAAAAUGAAAUUCUAAGGAAAAUCAUUAAAGUAUUUGAAGGAUAUUUAUAAGAGUAUUUUAGGAAUUGGAUACACUUAAGAGAUAUUACUUGAUCCAUUUAGAAUGAGAAGUAUACAUGCACCUUUGUUUAUAAAAAAGGAGUAAUUUAUUAGAUUUAAGUAUCUCUUUAUAAACCAAUUUAUGGAUAUGGAGACUCCAGUUGAAUUAUUAUUUAAAGGAUGUUAUAAAUUAGAAAAUUUUAAACCAUUAAUAUUAAAUCAAAAAUGUGAUUUUGAUAUAUUUGGUGGAGAAUUUGGAAUUAAUGAAAUUGCUAAAAAUAUGUAUGAAAAGAUCUUUAAAGACUAUACCUUAAGUCCAUAUUUUAAGGCAAUAGAAUUAGAGGAAUAAGCAAUUAAAUUUGCAAAAUUAUUUGCCCAAUUAAUAGAUCAUACUGAAUCACCAAAUUAUACACUUGAAGUAUUGAGAGAAAGACAUGUUAAAUACAAACUUACACAUGUAUAAUUGGCUAAUUUUAAAUUUUAUUUAUCUACAACACUUUAAAAAUUAGGAAUAAGAUUUAAACAUAUUAGAAUAUUAUUAAGAAAAAUGGAUACUUAUAAAUUUGCUAUAUUAAAUAAAUAAUCAUUGUAAGAAUGUAUAAACAGUUUUCCUGGAGGUUAUAGAGAAUUUAUUGAUAACUUUGUUCGUUUAUGUACAAGUGAACCAAUACUCUUUGAUUUAAUUUAAAAAAGGGGAAAAUAAAGAUUUACUGCACAUUGUGAAAAUGUUUUCCAUUAUUUUUUUAGAGAUAAUGUAAAGUCAAUUACAAAUAGUGAUAUUGAAUCGAUUCAUAAGAAUAAAAGUAUAAUUUCAGAAAAAGUCUUUAUAAAAUUCAAGGAGAAAGCCAUUCAAGCAGUAAGCAAAGUAACUAAUGAUCCCAUUUUAUUAAGCGAUUUUGAAGAGGAUUGGGAAGAAAUUACUCCUAUUAUUUUGAAUAAAUCUAGGAAAACUACAAUAAAAUAACUUGGAGGAUAACUUGUUAUAAAUAGAAUUGCAUCUAAACUUGAAAAUGAGAUAUUGUAAAGACCUUUAUUACAUAAAGUAUUUGAGGUAAUUAGUAAAAAUAAAUAAGGAUAAUGAAUCAUCUGUGGGAUAAAAUUUAAAAUGUAAACUAAAUUUAAUUCUAUAUGGAUUACAUUUUUAUAAAAGAACAGAUAUUGAGGUUCUUCAUAAACGUUUAAGAAUAAGAGAAUAACCUUAUUUCGAAUUUUAAUAAGUACAUAUUAAGUUUUAAAAAUUUUUAUUUAGGCUAUGA